UGUUAACUGGUGCCGUGGGCUUGCCGGGUGACUCCGUCCGGCUGCAGCGAAGUAACGGAUCUCGCCCCGUUUCAGCGGUCCCACGUAUUUCGCCCAAUGGAUAUCUGCCACGUAAACCAGUCCAUCAAUCUCUAGGUUCAGACAAGCCGCGUUCGACUUCCCCGAGCCCCCAGCGAGAAACGCCAUCCUUCCGACUCCGGUCUCUCAAACACGAGAGCGGCGGCCGCGGCGAGGGAGAGGAGGAGGAGGACGUGGAGAUGGGGAUGCAUUCCUUCGGCAACCGCGCAAAUGCUUUCGUGACGUUUGCCGUCACGAUCCUGGCGGUGAUGUGUUCUCUCGCCUCCCUCUCGGACAACUUCAACGUCCACACCCCCACCGCUGACGUCAAGGUGUUCAACAUAAACUGGUUCCAGAAGCAACCAAAUGGAAAUGACGAGGUCAGCUUGACAUUGAACAUCUCGGCCGAUCUUUCAUCAAUGUUCACUUGGAAUACUAAACAGGUAUUUGUUUUUGUAGCAGCUGAGUAUGAGACCCCUCAAAAUGCCUUGAAUCAGGUUUCGCUUUGGGAUGGAAUAAUACCAUCAAAAGAACAUGCUAAAUUUUGGAUUCACACCACAAACAAGUACCGUUUUAUCGACCAGGGAAGCAAUCUCAGGGGCAAGGAUUUCAACUUGACGCUGCACUGGCAUAUCAUGCCCCAGACUGGAAAGAUGUUUGCUGAUAAAAUAGUCAUGACCGGGUAUCGCCUCCCUGAGGAGUACAGAUAGAUGGAUAUGUGAUUAAUUUUAAAAGGGAUAGGCACAGUGGUACAUCACUAUGAUCGAAUUGACCAGACAUUGAAGUUUGAAGGACAGACCUUUUGUACUUUAGAUCUGGUUUCAGUCUAUUGAAUCAUCCUUUUGUAGUCACUCAUAAAUUAAAAGGUGGGCAGAAAAUAUUUUUGGGUAAAACUAGGCGCGCUUUUUUUUUUGGUAAUAAGGCGUGCUUCUUUCUUUUGUCUUUUUUAAACUUUAUCUAAUCACAAUGAUGCGGAGGAAUUGAAUAAA
Messenger RNA from Elaeis guineensis (African oil palm), 1046 nucleotides. RefSeq names its product signal peptidase complex subunit 3B. The record is from RefSeq and is a predicted model, not a curated record. Gene Ontology annotation, cellular component: membrane; signal peptidase complex. Lineage: Eukaryota; Viridiplantae; Streptophyta; Magnoliopsida; Arecales; Arecaceae. Gene Ontology annotation, biological process: protein targeting to ER.